Molecule: messenger RNA, 1169 nt
Organism: Jatropha curcas
Lineage: Eukaryota; Viridiplantae; Streptophyta; Magnoliopsida; Malpighiales; Euphorbiaceae
Gene: TKPR2
Product: NAD(P)-binding Rossmann-fold superfamily protein
Molecular function (GO): oxidoreductase activity, acting on the CH-OH group of donors, NAD or NADP as acceptor
Source: RefSeq, a predicted model, not a curated record
AUAUAAAUAUAGCGCUUAUUAACCAAUCACCACAAGGGCGAGAUGCCGGAGUAUUGCGUAACAGGUGGCACAGGCUUUAUAGCCGCAUACUUGAUCAAAUCUCUGUUAGACAAAGGCCACACCGUCAGAGCCACUGUAAGAGAUCCAGAUUCUGAAAAGGUUGGCUUUCUGAGAGAGUUUAAUGGAGCCAAAGAGAGAUUAAAGAUUUUAAAAGCUGAUUUGUUGGUGGAAGGAAGCUUUGAUGAGGCAAUCCAAGGCGUUGAUGGUGUCUUCCACACUGCAUCACCAGUUAUUGUUUCUUAUGAUGAUAACGUUCAGGCAACUCUGAUAGAUCCAUGUAUAAAGGGAACCUUGAAUGUGCUUAGCUCCUGCACUAAAGCUACUAGCGUGAAACGAGUAGUGCUCACCUCUUCUUGCUCUUCUAUUAGAUACCGAUAUGAUGUCCAGCAAGUUUGCCCUCUUAAUGAGUCACACUGGAGUGACACAGACUACUGCAAACGCUACAAUCUAUGGUAUGCAUAUGCAAAGACUAUAGGGGAGACAGAGGCAUGGAGAAUAGCAAAGGAAAGUGGGAUUGAUUUAGUGGUGGUGAAUCCAUCUUUUGUAGUUGGUCCAUUGCUUGCUCCACAACCUACCAGUACCCUGCACCUUAUAUUAUCCAUUGUUAAAGGUUCUCUAGGACAAUAUCCAAACACAACAGUGGGUUUUGUGCACAUAGAUGACGUGAUAGCUGCUCACAUAUUAGCAAUGGAGGAUAGCAGAGCAUCAGGCAGGCUAGUAUGCUCAAGUUCAGUUGCUCACUGGUCAGAAAUAAUAGAAAUGUUGAGGGCUAAAUAUCCCUCUUAUCCAUAUGAAAACAAGUGUAGCAGCCAGGAAGGAGACAACAAUCCACAUAGCAUGGACACCACCAAGAUUACUCAGCUGGGAUUCCCUCCUUUCAGAACACUUGAACAGAUGUUUGAUGAUUGCAUCAAGAGUUUCCAAGACAAGGGAUUUCUCUAAAACCCCACAACUCUUUUUGUUAUGUAUUUCCCUUCAAAAACUGAUGUUUGAAAAAUAAAUAAUUAAUAAUUGUAUUCUUCUAGGGCAAAACAAAUUCUUCUACUCUAGGGCUUUUAUUUUAUAUCACCGCUUGGGAUUAAUGUUUGUUCCUCAGCCCCCAUUCCUCA